UUCUCCUGACGCCUUCUCCUCCGCGGUCAACAAGGGCCCCUCCACACCACAGACAUGGCCUGCUACGACCUCUGCCGCCCCUGCGGACCCACCCCGCUGGCUAACAGCUGCAACGAGCCCUGUGUCGGGCAGUGCCAGGACUCCCGCGUCGUCAUCCAGCCUCCCGCCGUGGUCGUCACCCUCCCAGGACCCAUCCUCACCUCCUUCCCCCAGAACACCGCCGUCGGAUCCUCCUCAUCGGCUGCCGUGGGCAACGUCCUCAGCUCCCAGGGAGUGCCCAUCUCCUCCGGUGGCUUCGGCUACGGCUUCGGAGGCCUGGGCUGCUUCAGCGGCAGAAGAGCCUGCUACCCCUGCUAA
Gymnogyps californianus (California condor) is the source of this 357-nucleotide messenger RNA. Its product is annotated as feather keratin 1-like. Gene Ontology annotation, molecular function: structural constituent of cytoskeleton. The record is from RefSeq and is a predicted model, not a curated record. Gene Ontology annotation, cellular component: intermediate filament. Bases 55 to 357 code for a protein of 100 amino acids. NCBI's taxonomy places the organism in Eukaryota, Metazoa, Chordata, Aves, Accipitriformes, Cathartidae. The transcript has 2 exons.